Messenger RNA from Odontomachus brunneus, 3489 nucleotides. RefSeq names its product presenilin-1 (gene Psn). The transcript is spliced from 7 exons. Gene Ontology annotation, molecular function: aspartic endopeptidase activity, intramembrane cleaving. NCBI's taxonomy places the organism in Eukaryota, Metazoa, Arthropoda, Insecta, Hymenoptera, Formicidae. The record is from RefSeq and is a predicted model, not a curated record. Gene Ontology annotation, cellular component: lysosomal membrane; perinuclear region of cytoplasm; nucleus. The coding region runs from base 498 to 2042 and encodes 514 amino acids. Gene Ontology annotation, biological process: membrane protein ectodomain proteolysis; amyloid-beta metabolic process; calcium ion transport.
CUGCUGCAUUCUUUUUUAUUGCAAAUAUAUGUAAGAAUGAGACUUAUUUUGCUAUACUUUGUUAGAUUUUCUUAAUUGCAAAUAAAUACGUGUUACUUUGUAAUGCAAAUUAGUGCAACUGAAAAGAAUAAGUCUUUCAUGUUGCAACUGCACUUUGUGUAGUUAAACUAAAGUUGAUGCAUAGUUUAUAAAGAUGGCGGUUGCACAGUGAGUCAUUCGCGCGACACCGAGAGUGGAGAGGUGUGAACGGUUGUCAACAGUUGUCAAACAAGCAGUGAGAUUUCUGCUCCGCCAAACGAUUUAAACCAGUUAAGUGAAUCAAACGCUCCGUGGUCGGUUAUAAGCAACCACUUUCUUCUCUCUAAUGUAAACCAGGUGUGCCAGAUAGCGAUUCGUGAAGUGUGUCGAAGAUACGGGUACAGCACGAUUCGGAAGUUGCCAAACGUCACUGUCACGCUUUUUCUGCUCGCCCGCCCAGGAACACAAGACGUUGAUGAAUGUCUGAGAGUGAUUACGACUCGGCAAACGAAUACACAAGCCUGAUGGACGGUCACGUCGCGGAGUCUCGCACGGACGACCUGAUCUUGGUCAACGAGCGUCGAAAGGCACGCUCUAGAAUUACCAGUGAAGAAGAAAAUGGAGUUCCUGAGGUAAACAUCGAAGUGCCAAGUUCCACUGUCACACGAUCAACUGUCACACGAUCGACUGUCACACGAUCAACUACAGCAAGAAGCGCGUCUGACAGUAGUAAUCAUAGUAGACUGAGGCUAGAAGAGGAGGAAGAACUGAAGUAUGGUGCGGCACAUGUGAUCAAACUCUUCGUCCCUGUUUCACUGUGUAUGCUGGUUGUAGUGGCUACUAUUGGUUCUGUGAAUUUCUACACAACUAAGGGAAUGUACUUAGUAUACACCCCAUUUCACGAGGACAGUUCUGACACAAGUACCAAAGUAUGGCAGGCAUUUGCCAAUUCGUUGAUUCUCAUGAGCGUCAUUGUGUUCAUGACUGUGAUACUUAUUCUCCUUUACAAAUACAAGUUCUAUAAAGUCAUACAUGGAUGGUUGAUCAUAAGUUCUUUGCUGUUGCUUUCUAUGUUUUCUAUCUUAUAUUGCGAACAAGUAUUGAGAGCAUAUAACAUUCCAAUGGAUUUUAUCACACUAAGUAUAGGAUUAUGGAAUUUUGGUGUAGUUGGUAUGAUAUGUAUCCAUUGGCGAGGACCAUUGCAACUUCAACAGGCAUAUCUGAUCUUCAUUUCUGCCUUGAUGGCUCUUGUUUUUAUCAAGUAUUUGCCCGAAUGGACAGCCUGGGUUGUGCUUGGUGUUAUAAGUAUUUGGGAUCUGAUUGCGGUCUUAACACCAAAGGGCCCAUUGAGAAUACUAGUCGAAACAGCGCAGGAACGGAACGAGUCCAUUUUCCCCGCUCUCAUAUAUUCAUCCACAAUGUUGUACACAUUCACUGUGACGUAUGCUGGAUAUGUGCAGGCAGCCACGAUGGCUGGCAGUGAUGCGACGUCGGGAGAGACCACAGCGUCGGGAGAAACCACGACGUCUCCUACGCGCGAUCGAACGGGAAAUCAAUGUAGUUACGCAUCGGGCGACACGGAGGAGGAAGGUUUCACCACUGAAUGGGUGGAAACGCAUGGUGAACGUAGCGCAAGACGCGCACGAGAGGUACGCGAGAACUAUGAUGCGGUCGUUGAGCCUGCCAGAAGACAGCAGCAGAACCAUCCGUUGGAGUUGCAAGGAGUAAUAGCAAUACCAGUUCCCAUAGAGGAGCGCGGAGUCAAGUUAGGUCUCGGUGACUUUAUAUUCUACAGCGUGCUCGUCGGAAAAGCGUCCAGUUACGGCGACUGGAACACUACGUUGGCUUGCUUUGUCGCUAUUCUUAUCGGCCUCUGUUUGACGCUGCUGCUGCUGGCUAUAUUCAAGAAAGCGCUACCCGCGUUACCGAUUUCCAUCACGUUUGGUUUGACGUUUUACUUCGCAACACGUGUAAUCGUCGCACCGUUCGCGGAUAGUUUAGCGAGCGAGCAAGUGUUCAUUUAAAAAUCUAAGUAAAUAUUAUAUUAUUGUUGAGCGUAAUUUAUUGCUGGAAUUGAAUAUCGAAGGACAAUGCCUGUUUACUUACCUAUUGGGUAUCAUACGCAAUGUUCGAUUAUAUUUCUUCACUCGAUUCUUCAAAUUAUUUAUGUAUAUAUGUGUGUAUGUGCAAAAGCAACUAAUUUCUGUAUGUAAAUUUUUAGACUGAGUAAAUCAAGAUACGCGUAUAUUGUAAAAAAUUGGACAGUAUAUACAUUUUUUAAUAGAUAUUCUCCAGGGAGUUACACACAUAAAUAUAUGUAUAUGUAUAUAUAUAUAUAUGUGUGUAUAUAAUAUAUAUAUAUAUAUAUAUAUUUCAAAUACACAUAUUGCGAAAUGCUCAGAAAAAAAGGAAAAUAAUCUAGACUUGUAAUUUAGGGAAAUGCAAAGCAUAUAUAUAUAUAUAUAUAUAUAUAUAUAUAUAUAUAUAUAUAUAACACAUAUAAAGUGUAGUUAUUUAGUAUUUUUCUAUGUGAAAAAAGUAAGUUUAUGCGAGACACGAAUGUUCAAAGUGGUAAUACGUUGUCGCAGCGUGAUAUGUGAUACAUAAACAGAAGAAUGCGCUGCAUUAUAACAAUUUAUUGUACUCCAUUGUUACACUUACAGAACAUAGGUCUCGUAGAUCAAGUAUAAAAAAGCGGAUAACGACGAUGAUUGUUCUUUCUCUCUCUUUCUUUCUCUGUCACUUUCUUUCCCGCUUUCUAUCUUUUCCUUGAAAAUUGUAUGAGGUAAUGUCCGUAAGUAACUGCCUCCGUAUAACAUCUUGAUACACAUACUUGAUACCUUGAUACUUGAUAAUACGCACUUCUCAUGAUGUUUGUGCUGGAGCGCCGUGUUUAUUACUAUUACUACCUAGCCAGGAUGAUUUUCUCCUCCCACUUCUCUUGGGGUUUUCGAGUCCGGUUAUACACAGCCAUGGAAUAAAUAUUUGCUUUUUUUUUCCUUUAACUACGAAAAGCAUAUUUAUCGUACUUGUGGCGCUUAGUCGUUAUAAUUUACUUUAUAUGGUACUAAACAGUAGCAGCGUUCGAAGCUGAAAGUGCGUAAUUCUCAAUAUCCCCUUUUUCUUUACUUUCCCCAUCUUAUCCAUCAAUUGAUCGGAAUAUAACAAGGCUGAAUACCCCUGGCUAUGUAAUUAAGGAAGCCGUUUUACAUAAUUUCGAAUAUCUCUAAAGUCUUUCGCAUACCGAUGAAAGAAGCGUUUUGGUAAUCGUUAAUACUUAAUUCGCACGAGCCAAUUUGACCAGUCGUCAUUAAUAGCAAUGCGGCAACACUUUCGCGAAAUCGAUAAUUGUCAUAUAAUAAUAAUAAUAUAGUAAUAAUAUAAUAAUAUAAUAAUAAUAACAUAUGAUCGCACUUUGGUUUAAUAUUAUUCAAAUAAAUGCCGAUGAUUGCAUAACGGUUCCAACUUUAA